Molecule: messenger RNA, 3414 nt
Organism: Exaiptasia diaphana
Lineage: Eukaryota; Metazoa; Cnidaria; Anthozoa; Actiniaria; Aiptasiidae
Product: poly [ADP-ribose] polymerase 1
Exons: 29
Coding region: 35-3031 (998 amino acids)
Cellular component (GO): nucleus
Molecular function (GO): zinc ion binding; NAD+ poly-ADP-ribosyltransferase activity; DNA binding
Source: RefSeq, a predicted model, not a curated record
ACCUUGCACCUAAAAUUUCUCUCCAUUAAAAACUAUGGCUGAMGAUCUCCCUUUCAAGGCUGAAUAUGCAAAAUCUAACCGAUCAUCGUGUAAAAUGUGCAAGGUUAAUAUUGGGAAGGAUUCGCUUCGUCUAGCCAAGAUGGUCCAGUCACCGCAUUUUGAUGGAAAGAUUCCAAAUUGGUUCCAUUACUCCUGCUUUUUCAAAAAAGUCAAACCAAAAAGUGUCAGCGAAGUUGGAGGAGUGGAAUCUCUUCGYUGGGAAGACCAAGAAAAAAUUAAGGGCAACAUUGGUGGUACURCAGAGCCUAAGAGCAGUAAAACAACAAAGGGAUCAAAAGCUACAGCUUCUGCUGCURCUGAAGAUCCAGAUUUGAUAGCAGARUAUGCCAAGUCAAGCAGAAGCUCUUGCAAAGGUUGYGGRGACAAAAUUGAAAAGGGAGAGCUUCGUCUUGCUAAGAUGAUGGAGCCUUCUUCUGAUUCUAAUGCGCCAAUGAACAUUGGACUUAUACCCCGAUGGCAUCAUGUUGACUGUUUUGUCAAAGAAAGGACGAACCUUGAGGUUGAUCUAACUGUUACUGCAGACUGCUUUACUGGGUUUUCAAAAUUAGAGAAAAAAGAUCAAGAUUUACUCAAAAAGAAACUUGGGGCCAGCAAAGCUACUAAAGGAAAGAAAAGAAAAGUGGAAGAAGAGGAAAAACCUCCAAAGAAACAAAAGACAGAGGAAGAGGAAGCAGAAGAAAAGRCACUGAAGGAACAAAGCAAACUACUGUGGAAAAUUAGGGAUGACUUGACUGCACAUGUUCCAAAUGCAACACUACGAGAGAUGCUAGAAGAUAAUGGUCUGAGCACACAGGGUGGAGAAACUUCACUUCUUGAUCGCUGUGCAGAUGGCAUUGCUUUUGGUCAGCUUUUGCCUUGCCCAGAGUGUAAAGAUGGCCGUCUAGUGUUCAAGCAUGACUGUUAUGCAUGCACUGGCAACAUGUCAGAAUGGACAAAGUGCACCUACACAACCCAUGAUCCAAAGAGAGCAAACUGGAUUAUAUCAAAAGAAAUCAAAGAAGAAAUUGAAUUUCUAAAAAAGCUAAAAGUUAAGAGGAGAAAGAGAAUAUUCCCUAAAGCAAGCAUARAAAAGGCUGCUCAAGCAAUUGCAGGAGCUUCAGGUCCACCACCAGACAAACCAUUGCUAAACCAGAAAGUUGCCAUCAUUGGAAAACUCAAGAAAAGCAAGGCAGAAUUAACCAAUGUGGUUGAGGAACUUGGUGGGAAGGUUGUUGAGAAAGUCAACCCUAAAGUCACUUGCUGUAUAAGUAGUGUUGCUGAGGUUGACAAGAAGAGCAAAAAGAUGAAAGAUGCAGAAUCAUCUGAUGUGCCUGUUGUAACAGAAGACUUUCUUGAAGCAGUUAGAAAUGGCCGUGCUGAACUGAAAAUACCACAGCACAGCAUUGUGCCAUGGGGAAAGAACAAGGGCGUAACCAGUGUAGAUGGACCAGCUGCUUCCUCAAUAGACAAGAAAACAGCUGCGAGGUUCACAUCAGGUGUGCAUGAAAAGAAAGUGACUUUAUCUGUGAARGGAGGUGCAGUUGUUGAUCCAGAAUCCGGAUUAGAGGAUGAUUGUCAUGUGUUAGAAGUAAAGGGUGAAGUGUAUAAUGCCAUACUGGGAUUAGUUGAUAUUGUCAGAGGGACAAACUCCUAUUACAAACUACAGAUAUUGAAGGAAGAUAGAGGCAACGAGUGUUACUUGUUUCGUUCGUGGGGRCGUGUAGGGACGUCGAUUGGAGGGACGAAGCUUGAGGAUCCCGGAUCUCAGASGGAUGCCGUACAAAGAUUUUGUGAAUUAUACGAGGAAAAAACAGGAAACAGUUGGGCAAAUAGAAAAUCGUUUGUGAAACACCCUAACCGUUUUUAUCCACUAGAGAUUGACUAUGGACAGGAUGAAGAAGAACUCAAGAAAAACAAUAUUGCGCCCGGAAGUCAGUCUAAACUACCAAAAGAAUUACAGAGUUUAAUCAAGAUGAUCUUUGACGUGGAAUCAAUGAAGAAAGCCAUGGUGGAGUUUGAGAUUGAUUUGAAGAAAAUGCCUCUUGGAAAACUAACUCGUCGUCAGAUUGAACGAGCCUACAGCACCCUUGGUGAAGCGCAACGGCUGGUUUCUGAAGGAGGCAGUGCAAAUGGUAUCUUGGAUGCCUCAAAUAGAUUCUACACGCUGAUUCCUCAUGAUUUUGGGAUGCGAAAACCGGCGCUGCUGGACAAUAUGGAUCUUAUCAACUCCAAAGUCAGUAUGCUCGACAAUCUCUUGGAGAUUGAAGUCGCUUACAGCCUGCUGAAAAGCGGUGGUGAUGACGAGAAAGAYCCAAUYGAURUCAACUACGAAAAACUAAAUACAAAACUAGAGGUUUUGGAGCAUUCUUCAACUGAGUUUGAAAUGAUCAAAGAAUACGUAAAGAACACUCACGCCGCGACUCACCAGCAAUAUUCACUGAAGCUGCUCGAUGUGUUCAAAGUGGAGMGAGAUGGCGAAGCGUCCAGGUACAAGCCKUUYAAAGAGCUCCACAAUCGUCAGCUGUUAUGGCACGGUUCAUCGAACACAAAUUAUGCUGGAAUCCUAUCUCAAGGGCUUCGCAUUGCUCCUCCCGAGGCCCCUGUGACUGGCUACAUGUUUGGCAAAGGUGUCUAUUUUGCAGAUAUGGUAUCAAAGUCUGCUAACUACUGYCGCACUACGCCAACUAAUAACACGGGUCUUCUUCUCCUCUGUGAAGUUGCUCUUGGAAAUAUGCACGAGUUAAAAAAUGCCAGCUUUAUCACCAAACUACCGAAAGGAAAACACAGCGUAAAAGGUCUAGGCAGUACCCACCCUAACCCCGGUGGCUCAAUAACWCUAGACGAYGGGACGAUAGUGCCAAAGGGAAAAGGUACCGACUCUGGCGUCGACAGGACAAGCUUACUGUACAACGAAUACAUCGUCUAUGACGUUUCUCAAAUCAACAUCAAGUAUUUGCUCAAGACAGAAUUCAAGUACAAGUAUGGUUGGUAGUUUAUUAGUUGGGUUACCUGUGUUAAAUUCACAUGACCAUCAUGCCCCACGAAAYUCAAAAAGAAGCAACAUAACAUUGCACGAAUAAGAAAAAAAAAACUGAAAAAAUACAGAUACAAAGAGUACAAAUCAUUGCAAAAACAUGCAAAAAUGUUGGGUUAUAUAUAACUUCUUCUCUAAGAGUCACAAUAAUUGUUGUUAGACUUAAUUAUUAUAUAAUUGGACAGAACUCUAUAAUUAUUUCCUGUUCGGUCGUUAAGUCAGUAAUUACAGUUAACGUUACGCGGAAAGUGAUUUUUUAAAAACUGUAAAUGAAUUAUAACAGUGCAAACUGCAUGUUCAUAUUUUACAAAAGUUGUCAGUAAAGUGAUUUUUUACGAUAA